AUGCUUUUUCACUCACCAGGUUAUAAAAAUAUUCAUAUUGAACUUGAAAGUGCUAGGUCUAAUGAUUUGCCUAUAGCAAUAAGAAGCAUUGUGAAUAGGAUAAAAAUAUUCCUUAUAGCUAGUAAAGGUGCUUCUCUCCAACUUAUAAAAAUAGAUAAAAGCCAAGAAGUUAUAGGAAAUCGUAAAAGGAUUUGCAAUGUGGUUAAGGUUGAAGUAUUAGUUAUCAAGGAAACAGAUUUUGAUGCAAUUAAUAUUUUCCAAAAUCUUGAUCCUGAAGAAGCUGAAAAUCUUAAGUUUGACUAA
Molecule: messenger RNA, 303 nt
Organism: Funneliformis geosporum
Lineage: Eukaryota; Fungi; Glomeromycota; Glomeromycetes; Glomerales; Glomeraceae
Source: the annotation of a GenBank genome assembly